Molecule: messenger RNA, 426 nt
Organism: Aphanomyces invadans
Lineage: Eukaryota; Oomycota; Saprolegniomycetes; Saprolegniales; Verrucalvaceae
Exons: 1
Coding region: 1-426 (141 amino acids)
Source: RefSeq, a predicted model, not a curated record
AUGAACAUGCCCUGGAGAGGUGGCGUUGUCUACGCUCCGGCGGCAGGAGCGGCAGCCGGUGGCUGGCCGCUAGACCCCAGUCAAGUGCCUCUACCAGCUGGUGAGGAGGGGGACUUUAGCGGCGCGGCGACUAGACAAGCGCCGCCGCGAACUACUGGCGCGACAGCGAGUCAACAGCCGUCGCAGUCUCAAGGCGAUCAGAAUGACGUCGACAUGGGCGAAGACGUCCCGUAUGUUUUUCAUGCGCCGGCGAUUCCCCAAGCUCCGAGCUUUAGCGGCUCGACCAAGCAAGAGCGCCGCGUUUUUAUGCGCGCCUACCAGAAGUACGUGAGCCAAAUCAACGCGCUACAGACGGCCGGCGCUACAGGGAACGACGGAAAUCCUUCCCCCGUGGUACUCGACCAUACUUCUGGAAUAUUAAUAUAA